Soboliphyme baturini is the source of this 1056-nucleotide messenger RNA. NCBI's taxonomy places the organism in Eukaryota, Metazoa, Nematoda, Enoplea, Dioctophymatida, Soboliphymatidae. The record is from the annotation of a GenBank genome assembly.
AUGCCGCUAGAUCGGUCCGUGCUAUUGAGUUCGUCUCCUCCGAUGGCUACGUUCAUGCCGCUGGACGCGAGUAAGUUCGCGUGCAGCGACGAAAAGGGCCCAGUAUACGGAUGCAGACAGAGCAUUAACCGCUGCGAUUUCCCGGUGACGCAGUGUCAUAUUAUUCAGACGUCAUCGCCACUGUUGCAUGAGAGCACAUCGAGCGAGUCGAUGACAAUGUGCCCUUGCCCUCAGUCAGGGACGAAGGUCAGUUUUUCGAUGAACGAUCUGCGGGAAGAGUUGUCAAGUUUAGUCGACGAACGGAGAAGUUCGCAGAACGGUGCCAAGGCGCCAGCGCCGUCGUCCACCAAGUCGACGAAGAAGGUGUCGUUCGCCGACGAGUACGGCUACCAGCUGGUGACCGUGCGAGUGAUGACCGAACCUUCGGACGUUCCUCCGAGGAUCAAUUCGGCCAUCAUCCGGGCCUUGCUCGGCGAUAAGAUGGAGGAGGCAGAGGCUCGUCCGGCAAGCACGUGGAACAUCAACUUCACGCAGCCGGCGUCGGACUACCUGAACUUCCGGCGUAAGAUCGACGAACGCAGAGUAGCGUUGGAGAACGUUAUUGUAAAGAAUGAACAGUGCAAACUGACCGGCACGAUCAAGGUCAAGAACGAAUCGUUCGAGAAGGAGGUGUUCGUACGCUUCACGGACAACGACUGGAACUGCUACAACGACCGAGCAGCUAAAUACCUGCCCAGUGUGCAUGACGACUUGUUCGACACGUUUCAGUUUGAGUUCGAAAUACCGUUUGACGACGAGCACCACCAACGGCUCGAGUUUUGCGUCUGUUACCGGACGGCCGGACGCGAGUACUGGGACAACAACGACGGCGCCAACUUCGAGGUAGUCAGCGAGCGCCUACUGAAGAGUCGCAAGACCCGUACUCAACCGUCACUCAUGACCCGAAACCCCUUCGACAUGUGCCAGCACAGUUCUGACGCCUAUUCGCUGAACUUCACUAAUUGGACGCAGUUCGCCAGCUGGAGCCACCUCACCCAAGAAGGACCGUACUGGUGA